Molecule: messenger RNA, 669 nt
Organism: Alternaria metachromatica
Lineage: Eukaryota; Fungi; Ascomycota; Dothideomycetes; Pleosporales; Pleosporaceae
Exons: 2
Coding region: 1-669 (222 amino acids)
Molecular function (GO): hydrolase activity, acting on ester bonds
Source: RefSeq, a predicted model, not a curated record
AUGCUGACAGGCACGAUAGGCAAAGCAGGUUACACGUCAACCCGUCUUAAAGAAGACUUUUCCCGCAUAAUCAGCAGCGCAACAGCCCCAGAGGCAGCACCAACCCUCCUCUUCACCAUCUUCCUCGGUGCAAACGACGCCUGCUUCAUCGGAGAGAAGGAGUAUGUUCCCUGGCCCACCUUUUCAGCAAACAUACGGGAGUUCCUCGACACCAUCCUCACGGAGCAGGCUAUGGAGAACACAAAGAUAGUUCUGAUCACGCCCCCACCCAUCAAUGGGUCUGUGGUAGAUACUGGCGAAAGCAGGUCUGCAAGAGAAAUACAGGAGAUCAAUGAGUCACGAAAGGAAGGACCAAGGUACAAGACUUACAUGAGUAAGAAGAGGUAUGCAGAUGGGCUUAUGCAGAUCGCGAAAGAGUACGAAGAGACGGGCAGAGUUGUUGGCCUCAACUACUGGCAGCACAUGGUGGAUGCAGUCAUUGCAGAAGAAGGAUGGGAGUACGAUCAGGAAGUGCCACCGGGAUGCGGCCUAUUGGGCGCAAAGACGUUCCCAGCGGGCUGGUUUACGGACGGGCUGCAUCUCAAUGUCAAGGGAUACGGAGUGCUGAACAAGGAACUGUACGAGCUGGUGACGGCAAAGUGGCCAGAGUUAGCAGCCGAGAAGUUGUAA